GUGCAUUUACACCGAGGAACACGCGCAGAGAGGCGUAGCUGUGCUGCUGGGAACCGCUCUUCCCGCAGGACUCCCGGCCAGGUUCCCAGGCAGAAGACCCGGUUCGGGGUCAGCUAACACCACGGACGUCACCGCCAUCGUCUCUGCGGGCUCAUGGAUUCUCAGUGUCUCCUUCUCGCGUGACAUGGGGAGAGACGCGGCUGCGCCUCGUCGAGAGUUCCAGGUCCUGCCGAGUGGGUUCUCCCGUUCGGAGGCAGCCGCUGUUCGGUGAAACGACCAGCGUCAGGGGAGACGGCAUCCCCUGCCUUUGCCAAGCCUCCUCUCCCUCAUCUUUCUCCUCCUCCUCAGCACCGGGGCGGUGCUGCCCUGUGCCUAGUCCCCGCCUGCCAACUGGCGCUCCGUGACCAGUUCUUUCCUUCUGCUUCUGAACACCUGCCUGCCCACUAAGGUGCUGCAGAGGGAACAGAGGUCAUCGGAUACACGGAUCGGCCACAAGGGCUUAGCGUGGGCACUGACCACGUCUGUCUAGUUGGCCGAACGCGGCGUUUUCCAUAUCCUGGCGCUCGGUGCUUCCUGCACCCUGGCUGCUCAGCUCCUUUCUACGGACUGGGAGCUUGGUAAAUAUUGGAUCUGGGAGUAACUGAACCAAAGACGGUCGCCCCUGAGGAAGAAAAUACCCAACAGGAAGGGCUCCUGGUGGCGUCGAACUGGAGGCAGCCACCGCCGGGUGACAGACCGAGUGCCGGGUACAGCCCCAGACACCACGCGCAUCUUAACUGGGCCCUCGAUGCCUCAAGACAGUGAGCGAAUCAUGUGGCAGUUCCCACAGCCAAGACACCGAGCACGAUGGGUACCUCCUGCCCGGGCUCCUGCCCACUGUGUACGCUGUGACACUGUGUACGCUGUGACACUGUACGCUGUGACGUGUGCUGGUACGUCAAGGAGACCCGGCCACCGUGGGCUGGGAGGAGGGCUCUGUGCUUGGAGCCUGUCUGCGGGGUCUGUUCUGGAAGCUGAAAUUUGGUGGUGACCCCCCCAAAAGGGAAGUUUGUUUCAAGAUACACUUCCUCCUACCUCACGGAAGCUGGGCGAGAAACCAGAGGUGGAGCACAAAUUCCAGCUCCUCUGAUAUUUUGCCAGUGGGCAGCCUCUAUUCUCUGGCCCUUAAGCAGCCCACCCCUCUCAGACAGCCCGGAGAGGGAGGUGAUGGAGACCAGCUGACAGGGAGGAAGAGAAAGACCUUCCCAGGGUGUGUUUUAGCUGCUGUUCCCAGGGAGCCACAGUGCAUGGUCCCACGGUGCUGGGGUGAGGGCCCCUGAGGACCGUUGGAAGGACAGUAAUGCCCCGAGUCCAGGAGGGAUGUGAGGGGGUCCCUGGCAGCCCUCCCAGUCUGUGGUGCUGAACGGCAGCCGGACCGUUUGUGAAGCCGUAGCUGGGCUUUGCGUUUGCACACUGCCUUGCACUUUUACUCCAAGGAGGAUUGCUCUGUAGUCAGAUCGUGGGAAUGCUGGGCAUUCGUUUUUCAUCUGAGGACUCCCUUCUCCACCAGCAAACGCCCUGAUCGCCCUUCUCUCCUGUCCUGAUGAGAGCGCCCAGAUUCCUGCCUGCUCUGCAGGGAUGGCAGGGGAAGCGGAGUGGCGGACUCCCAGUCGGAGCAGCUGGAGCCAGAGGCUGUCAGAGGCGGGAGAAAGCCCCUAGUGUGGGCGCUGCCGCUCAGUCCAAGUUCCCGUGAUGCGAACCAGGCCCCCCCGGAGGACGCCCCGCAAACUUUCCGCUGAGUGCCUAGCAGCAGCUUCCUGCUCUGCGGGGAGUUCCCCCAGACCCCGACGGAGGCACGGAAAAUUGAUCGGUGGCAUUAACCGGCGAGGAGAGAGCAGGAGAGCCAGGCGGAGAAGCUGCGGAGCUGAGUGUUUGGCGUAGCAGUCCCCUCCCUUCUGACGGGAGUAUUAAUUGCUACAUUACCACUGCCAUGUAAGAAAGACAGUCAGCAAAGCCUGGGAGAGCGCCAGCUCCUCCCUCCCCGCUCUGCUCCGCUUCACUCCCCUCCUCGGUGCCCUCGGCGCGCCCCGUGCCGAGCAGCGCUGUCCGAACCCUGGCAUCCCGAGGUCCUCCUGUGGGUCGGACCUGAGUGGAGGGAAGGACGGAGGAAGGGAGCCGACAUCGUGCCCGGCAGGCUCUCUGGAUGCAGAAGCCAGACUCACUGCAGAGACAGCUGUGCUGUUCCGGGAGCCUCUGGGGUGCGUCCCUGCCUCAGGGUUCACCCGGGCGGGCUCCGGGCUCAGGGGGCACGGGACGUGGACGCCUUCCCUUCUGGGUACUGACAGCAGAGCCCGUGUUCCCUCUGCCACCACCAUGAGCGGCUGCUCCAAAAGGUGCAAGCUUGGGUUCGUGAAAUUUGCCCAGACCAUCUUUAAGCUCAUCACCGGGACCCUCAGCAAAGAUAAGAUCGAAGAUGAGUUGGAAAUGACCAUGGUCUGCCAUCGGCCUGAGGGACUGGAGCAGCUCGAGGCCCAGACGAACUUCACCAAGCGGGAGCUACAAGUCCUUUAUCGCGGCUUCAAAAACGAGUGCCCCAGCGGCGUGGUCAACGAGGAGACAUUCAAACAGAUCUACGCACAGUUUUUCCCUCACGGAGACGCCAGCACGUACGCCCAUUACCUCUUCCACGCCUUCGACACCACCCAGACUGGCUCUGUCAAGUUCGAGGACUUUGUAACCGCGCUGUCCAUUUUACUGAGGGGAACCGUCCACGAGAAGCUGAGGUGGACGUUUAAUUUGUACGACAUCAAUAAAGACGGAUACAUAAACAAAGAGGAGAUGAUGGACAUCGUCAAAGCCAUCUAUGACAUGAUGGGCAAGUACACCUAUCCUGUGCUCAAAGAAGACACUCCAAGGCAGCACGUGGACGUCUUCUUCCAGAAAAUGGACAAAAACAAAGAUGGGAUCGUGACUUUGGACGAAUUCCUUGAAUCCUGUCAGGAGGACGACAACAUCAUGAGGUCCCUCCAGCUGUUCCAAAACGUCAUGUGACUGCGGACACAGCCAUCCGGCUGUCGGAGACCUUGGAUGAAGCCCACGUCUGAACACCUUGAUCUGCCCCCUCCCAGUCUCACACACUGACUCCUGGGCAGAGAGGCCUUCUCCACUUGGGAAGAAGCCUUCGCCGAGGACCUCCCGUGGAGCCCGGCACCACGCGGCUGGGUCUCUGACGGCCAGCUCUCCCUCCUCCCUCUCCCGGAGAGAGACCAGACGACAUUGGAAGCAUGCUCCUCGCCCCACGCGGCCGCCCCGAGAACGGCCCCUCUGCUUCAGCUUAGUAGUGCACACCUGUCCGCCCGCCCCUCCACGGAUCUGGAAGCAAGGCAACCUGAGCCAAAUGCACUCCAUCUUCAGCCGGCCUCCCAAACCGACGUGCCUGUUGCCCUUCCUUCCUUCAGUGGGAAGAGUGAGUGUUGCACCGAACAACCUGAAUCUACCACGACCCAUGGGGAGUGCGAGCACCUAACCUACCUGCCUGUGUGGAUAGGACUGAGUUACCAAGCGUGGCGUGGCCCGAUGACCCAAACUGCCCACGUCCUUUGUUCCCAGAGGCCAGGACCGAUGCUUCUCUCUCACACCAGCGUCUGUGCUGGCGGUACAAACCCCUUAACUGCCCGGGACGGGCACCAGCGCCCUGUGACCCAUGUCUCCACGCCAUCUCCCGCUAGAGCUCAGCACCGCAUGUCCCUUCCAGAAAGCCCCAAAUGCCUGCAAAUCGCUGUAAUUUUAUACCAUCUUCUAAUCAAUAAACAGAAUUAUUUCUUACA
Molecule: messenger RNA, 3806 nt
Organism: Artibeus jamaicensis (Jamaican fruit-eating bat)
Lineage: Eukaryota; Metazoa; Chordata; Mammalia; Chiroptera; Phyllostomidae
Gene: KCNIP1
Product: potassium voltage-gated channel interacting protein 1
Exons: 9
Coding region: 2353-3030 (225 amino acids)
Biological process (GO): regulation of potassium ion transmembrane transport
Cellular component (GO): voltage-gated potassium channel complex
Molecular function (GO): potassium channel regulator activity; calcium ion binding; transmembrane transporter binding
Source: RefSeq, a predicted model, not a curated record